Messenger RNA from Synchiropus splendidus (mandarinfish), 1588 nucleotides. Its product is annotated as cytochrome c oxidase assembly factor 7. Gene Ontology annotation, molecular function: protein binding. The transcript has 3 exons. Bases 212 to 904 code for a protein of 230 amino acids. Gene Ontology annotation, cellular component: mitochondrial intermembrane space. NCBI's taxonomy places the organism in Eukaryota, Metazoa, Chordata, Actinopteri, Syngnathiformes, Callionymidae. The record is from RefSeq and is a predicted model, not a curated record.
GCCGGUGCGGAAGGUUAUGAAAGCAUGACAUGUUGCUAGCGGUGGUAUCGUGGUCCUCUUCACCACUGUUUAAUUGAAUUCGUCGUUGUUGUUUUUUUAAUUUUUUUUAUGCACACUCUUUCUAUCGGUUCACAUUGUGUGCUAUUGUAUUGAGCUACACAGUUUUGCAACUCCCCCACGCACAUUCUGCAGCAAGGUCACUGGUUCUACAAUGGCUGGACUAAUAAACUUCGAGGAUGAGAAGGAAGUGAAACAGUUUUUGGACAAUCUUGGAGUGGAGUACAGCUUUCAAUGCUACAAGGAGAAAGACCCAGAAGGGUGUCAGAGGUUGGCAGAUUAUCUCGAAGGUGUCAAGAAAAACUAUGAGUCUGCAGCGCAGGUGCUGAAGCACAACUGUGACAACAACGGCCAUGGAGAGAGCUGCUACAAAUUAGGGUCAUAUCACGUCACAGGCAAAGGUGGCGUAGCUCAAUGUCUGAAGAUGGCUUACUCCUGCUUCAAGCUCUCCUGCAAAGUUGGAGGAAACAAAUCUAUCGAUGCCUGCCAUAAUGUUGGCCUGCUAUGCCAUGACGGACGCGCCUUGGAAGGAGAACCUGACCUCAAGGCGGCCGAGGAGCACUAUGAGAAGGCCUGUGCUGGUGGAUUUGCUCCAUCCUGCUUCAACCUCAGUGCUUUGUACAUUAAGGGCAAUUCCAAAGGUUUAAAACCAGACAUGAAAGCGGCUCUGCAUUAUGCAAACAGGGCUUGUGACCUUGGACAUGUGUGGGGCUGUGCAAAUGCCAGUCGUAUGUACAAACUUGGAGAUGGCACAGAGAAAGACGAGAAGAAAGCCGAAGAACUAAAGAACAAAGCACAGGAACUGCACGGCCUAUUAAAAGAAAGACAGCUGAAAUUUGGAGAGUGAGAGUGUGACUGUCAUCAUAUUGCUUUGUGUCCAUGUGUGGUGACAUAAAUGAUUGUGAAUAAAUUUACUUUGCGCUUGUUUAAUUAAACAGUCAUGUUUAUUUUGUCAAUAUGUAGUUGAAAUCAUUGUGUUUGUAUUUAAUCUUAGUAAAACAUCCAGGCCAGCAAAGGAUGCUGUGCAGAUAAUAUAAUGUACCACUUAACCCCCCUAGAUUGAACGACAAACCUUGUAAUACUGCACGUAACAUUUGGUGACUGAACUUCAUCUAUUUGACCAAUAAACUGUGGCCAUGUCACCAAUCAUUGUUAUUAUCAAUACAAAAUGCUGAGCUCCAUUUCUUUCUUGGGGUGACUCCGUUUUUUAUGAAAUUGCGCACAAAUGAUUACAUGUAAAAUGCUCCUAUAAUUUACUGGGCUAAAAACAAGCAUUCUUAACCCUAUUAAUUACAAGUGUGUGUGUGUGUGAGAGAGAGAGAUGGAAAAGAAAGCAAAAAAACUGCCUUUUAAUAUAGUUAAACAUGAAAGAUAAAUAUUGAGCGGUGUGAUCACCAGUCUUUUGCCUAUUUAUAUAAAUGUCUACCCCAUUCAAUAGUAUAGUAUAAUAGUAUUCAAUAGUAGAUCAAGUCUUUGUUGGUACAAAUGUUUAACCAACAUUAAUAAAACAAAGAAGAGCUAUUUCAAACAA